Microstroma glucosiphilum is the source of this 237-nucleotide messenger RNA. RefSeq lists its product as hypothetical. Gene Ontology annotation, cellular component: mitochondrion. The annotation marks the transcript as partial. Gene Ontology annotation, biological process: mitochondrial respiratory chain complex II assembly. Lineage: Eukaryota; Fungi; Basidiomycota; Exobasidiomycetes; Microstromatales; Microstromataceae. The transcript is spliced from 2 exons. The record is from RefSeq and is a predicted model, not a curated record.
GACCGUCCAGGGCCACCACCUUUGCCCAAGGAGGAUCAAAAGGAAUGGAACAGACUCGUUAAGGAGAGAGGAAGUGACAUCUCAGCCUCUGAUAUUCACCCUAAUGCCCGCAAACCUCCAACACCAGACUUUGAAGGAGAGGAGAAUCCGCAUACUGGAGAGGUGGGGGGACCAAAGAAGGAGCCGCUACAGUGGGAGAGGGAAUGGACAUAUGGUGGGAGGGCGACGGACUUUUGA